AUGCAUUAAAAUCUCCUUUCAUUGUCAGACGAACUUCAGGGCGUCGGCUAUACGUAACACACUUUAACUGAUCUAUACGUAGGCCUGCUAUUCAAUUCACAAAUGAUGAAGAAAAGAAAUUGAAAAAAAUAUUGAUGCUACAAUAGAUGCGAUGUCUUUGUUGUUCCUUUCAAACAUACACCUAGAAUAUUUUCUGUCCAUGGUUUAAUAUUGAGUUUAUAAAUAUUUUAAAAACUAAAAAGAAAUUAUUUUGAUCUUCAUGCACCGAAUGUGUACAUGCUACCCUGUCUACUACAACAGAAUACGCACGUACAACUUUUCCUAUGCAUAAGUCGGUUUUGUGCCUCGAUCAGUAAUUCCAACCAAUGGCACUGGACACCGUUUAGAAUGUAGUCCUAUAUCGUCAGAGGCCUAUCAGCUAGUAAGACCUUUGUAACAAGCCAUUUUGGUAUUAUCUGCCUGGACAGAUUUUACUGUGCGUUUUUAUGGUUAUGUAUGUCUUAUGGAUAUAUUUAUACACGCUUAGACUCAUAUGAUUUAUACACAGUUAUGUAAGAGACAGUGAGGAAGGACGGUUAUAGCCUCUGCUCUUAUUAGUUUGCAGAACGCAUAAACAGCUUUCUGUGUAUUUUUAUGUUUGGUUUUCUUCCAAGGUGGGAAGGGGAGAAGAAGCUGUGUGUUCAGCGAAGCGUGACAACUGUGAAGGUAGCCUAAAGUUCAGAAAGAAGGACGGUGCGGGGCCCUAUGCCUCAAACCCAAAUCCUCUAUUUAUCCUACGAAGUUCAAGUGUAAAUACACGGUGAGGUAAGGUCCGGGGUCAACUCGACAGAUGAGAAAACGGGAGUUAAGUAGUGAUUGGUUGACCGUGAGAAAACACCACGUCUGACUAUACGAAAUGAGAUGAAGCACACAGAUGAAGCCCCUGACGGUACACUACACCCCAGAAGCUAAAAUGAACUACAGGUACAAGGUUUGAGCAAGUGCAUGGAAAAAAAACUUUGAGAUUUCUGUGAUUGGAUAGCUGAAACGCAAAUCCUCUACAAGACAGACCAGAAAAGCUAGCCUCACAUCUUGACAACGGAUGCGUUGUGUGGUUUAACUGAUUUUUUUUGCUAACAGUGCUCAGGAAGCCGUGGUAUAAAUUGGCAGAAAUAUGGAGAUGAAUUGCACAAAUACGAUCCCGUAUGCAAAGGAACUCGUCGGAAAUCUAGAUGACGUGGGUAAGGGCCUAGUGAUAUCCACCGGUGUCUCCAUGUUACUUACCCUCGGGAUAUCCCUCAUCAGCCUCCGGUUGGUCAUCCGUAACGUGCCGCCCGGGGACGAGAGAUGGAUUAGCUCUUGGCUCGUCGGAAUCUGUCCGAUUGUAGGUGUGACGUCAUUUGUGGGCAUCAUAUCUCCGCGGUCUAUCCAUAUUGACGAGCUCGUGUCCGCCAUUUAUGUAUCGCUGAGCGUAGCGGUUUUCUUCCGGCUGAUGAUCCUGUACCAUGGUGGAGAAGAGACGAUGUGUCGUACUCUGAAGGGAGUUAAACUGCCCAUGUCUAAACCACCUUUCUGUUGCUGCAUUUGUCUUAGAAACGUCUAUGUGAACAGACGCACCCUCCGGCGUAUUAAGCUGAUUGUGUAUCAGGUCCUCGUUGUCAGACCCGUGCUGCUGUAUGCCGAUGCUGUUAUCAAGUCGGAGGAGAAGUUUACAGAGGCUUCGCUGGCCAGAAACCCCGUCCAGGUUAUUGUCAGUGUGUUCACCAUCCUUUCCACAAUGCUCAGUCUACUUGGGCUGAUCACCACAUUCCGCCUUUCCCUGAAGCCGCUCAAAGCACACGGGGUAGUGCCCAAGUUCCUGUAUGUGAAGCUCAUCCUGCUGUUCUGUGACCCUCAGAAGAUGAUACUGGGUCUAGUGGUGACUGCCGGCCUGCUCCCUUGUUCGCCCCUGUUUCACCAUCCACUGAGAGGAGAAACCCUCAAAUUUGUGCUGCUCUGCUUUGAGAUGCUGUUGGUGUCACUGCUAGGAAUGAAGGUAUUCGGCAGAGAAACGCCGGGGAGUGAGAGUGUGGAACUCAAAGGAAAGGGACCGAUUAAUCAUGGCACCGAUAAUGGAGCUUUGGCUGUGUACUCAGAGAAGCCAGCAUUGUAAUGGACGCAAUUAUCCAUACUUCUUACAGUGCAUGUGCCGCUCCCUACGCUCGCUUUAGUAUAAGGUGGUAGAAGCAGUGGUUGAAACAGAGUGCCUGUGUUCAGUUCCUGCCUUAUCACCGUGAUCCCAGUCACCUCGGCGUUACUUAAGAUUUCUGUGCAAAAUUUACUUGUGGCGACAGUGAGGUACAGUGAACGUACAAAGCGGCGCAUGGGCUGAAGGAAGCCAAUUGUCACUUCCUGGUUCCUGCAAAUCAAUGUAAUUCCAGCCAUUUUUAGCACUUUUUUGAGUAUUUGUUAUAGUCUGUUUUUGUUUGUUUGUUUGUUUGUUAGUUUUUUUCUUUUUUGCAUUUUCACUCUUGGGUGGCAUUCAGUGGAGCAAGUUUUGUAGUUUACUGCCAAGUGUAGUUUGCUGGCCAUUGAAACACUGGAACAUUGAAACAUGAUGCAAAGUCUGCAUAGCUGUUGUCAAGCUGGCAUCUCAAAACUCUUCUUGUGUUUGAAAAUGAGUGCCUUGACAUUUUGAGAAUAGUAAAAUGUGACCAUAUGGCAUAUUACAGACUUGGAUUGGACAAGCCGGUGAACCUGUGAGAUAAGAUAUUAUACAUUGUCUACUUUACAAUACUCCGCCAAACGAAAAGAAACAUGUCCCCGACGGCAUUAUACAACUCUCUGUAGAUACGUUUUCUGAUAGUUGUACGCUGUACUUUCACCACUAGACAUGAAUUCUGAACUUGUGCAGUUUGCAUACUAGACAUGUAUAUACAGACACUAGAACUGAUUUCAAUGCGCACAUGUCUGUUUCAGCAUAUAUUGUGCUCUCGUUUCUCCGUUGAAAGCUUGGAUUGCUUAUCGUGUUCAACGCGAUAUGGAAUAAUAGUUUUGAACAAUAUAUUGUGUAUCAAUAAAUGAAUACAUAACAAUGAUGAAAAUGUUACCUACUCAAAUAAUGGUUGGCGUUUUUGAUCAGCAUGUACAUGCAUUUCAUGCAAAUAUUUACCUGGGAAACAAUAAGGAAUAUAUAAA
Liolophura sinensis is the source of this 3156-nucleotide messenger RNA. RefSeq names its product organic solute transporter subunit alpha-like. The record is from RefSeq and is a predicted model, not a curated record. NCBI's taxonomy places the organism in Eukaryota, Metazoa, Mollusca, Polyplacophora, Chitonida, Chitonidae. The coding region runs from base 1154 to 2131 and encodes 325 amino acids. The transcript is spliced from 9 exons.